GCAGAAGUUAACACCAUCAAAUCAAUCACCCCCCGCAUCAAAACCUACACUUGGCUCAUUCAAAUUGAAAAAACACUUGGUGGUGGAGAUGGCACAGGCAAUGGCAUCAAUGGCUGGUUUACGUGGCUCUUCACAGGCUGUCCUGAACGGCAGCUUUCAACUCAGUGGCCAAACCCGCUUCAACAUUCCUAGCAACAACAGAGUGGCUGUGGGUAGGUCUGGUUUCACUGUCAGAGCUCAUCAGACACCGGCCGAGCCUGAGACUGGACGCAGAGCCAUGUUGGGUCUUGUUGCUGCUGGUUUGGCCACUGGCUCCUUUGUUCAAGCUGUGCUUGCCGAUGCCAGAAGCAUCAAGGUUGGCCCACCUCCCCCUCCCUCUGGUGGACUGCCUGGAACUCUGAACUCUGAUGAGCCAAGAGACCUUGUUCUGCCAUACAAAGACAGGUUCUUCCUCCAACCACUUACUCCAGCUCAGGCAGCACAGAGAGCAAAGGAAUCAGCCAAGGAUAUUCUGGGUGUCAAGAACUUGAUUGACAAAAAAGCCUGGCCUUAUGUCAUGAAUGAUCUCCGUCUCAAGGCCGAGUAUCUCCGCUAUGACCUCAACACCGUCAUUGCUGCCAAGCCCAAAGAUGAGAAGAAAACUCUCAAGGACCUCACCAAGAAGCUCUUCAGUACCAUCGAUGAUCUUGACCAUGCAGCCAAGAUCAAGAGCACCCCUGAAGCAGAGAAAUCUUACGCUCAGACCGUAUCUAGUCUGAAUGAUGUUCUUGCCAAGCUGGGCUAAGAGAAUGCUUAAUGAUAUUUUGAUGUAAGAUAGCUUUGUUCAUCGUUUGUAGAGACACUUUAAUUUCUAUGCUAUCUGAAGGAACCUUUACCACUUAACGAAA
Molecule: messenger RNA, 887 nt
Organism: Gossypium raimondii (Peruvian cotton)
Lineage: Eukaryota; Viridiplantae; Streptophyta; Magnoliopsida; Malvales; Malvaceae
Product: oxygen-evolving enhancer protein 3, chloroplastic
Exons: 3
Coding region: 89-784 (231 amino acids)
Biological process (GO): photosynthetic electron transport chain; photosynthesis
Cellular component (GO): extrinsic component of membrane; chloroplast; photosystem II oxygen evolving complex
Molecular function (GO): calcium ion binding
Source: RefSeq, a predicted model, not a curated record